Symbiodinium sp. CCMP2456 is the source of this 1659-nucleotide messenger RNA. NCBI's taxonomy places the organism in Eukaryota, Dinophyceae, Suessiales, Symbiodiniaceae. The record is from the annotation of a GenBank genome assembly.
GUCAUGUUCGAGAUGUUCACCAACAAGCUCCCCUUCGAAGUACGGGGAAAUGUUGAGGGUGCUGCAAAGCAGCAAGCCAAGUGGGUGGAACUCCAUAGCAAAGGCCCGAAUUGGGAUCUUCUCAGAUGUAGCGCAGAAGCAAAGACUGUGUGCAAGAUGCUGCUGACUUUCCGAGAAAGUGCUCGGCCCUCUGCACAGGAGUGUCUUCAGAACCACUGGUUGAAGGUACCUGAGGCCGAGGAGCUGACUCAGCAAGAGAUGGAAAAGCUGUGCUCUGCGGUUCUCACAUGGCGGGAUCGAUCCGCAUGCCAAAGAGCCUUCUGCUUGAAGGUGGCAGCGAACUGUACCUGCAUUGACAAAUUUGCGAAAAUUUUCGUCAAGUUCGAUACGGACCACAGUGGCAUUCUGGAUACCCCAGAGAUGGUCUCAGCGCUGAUGUCGGUGGGGAUAUCGAAGGAUUUGGCCAAGAAAACCGCCAAGGCUCUAGACGUCAAUGGCGAUAAUUCGUGUGAGUACCUCGAGUUCACGGCCGCAUGCCUCUUGUCGAUGGAGGAAGAGUUUGACGAGCUGCUUCGGCAAGAAUUCCGGAUCCUGGAUGCCAAGCGAUCAGGAAAUCUGUCUCCCAAAGAGAUGGAGCCGCUGAUGAUGGAGCUCAAAGCUCUGGCGGCAUCCCGCGGCUUCACCAUUGAGGAGAUUGAUGCCGACGGGGACGGCCAGGUCGAUUUUCACGAGUUCUGCUCCUACUUUGGCAGACCGAAUGUUUCAUACUCCAGGGCGUUGCCAAGGAAGGAUGGGCCGAAUGGGCUCUCCAGAAUGCCCAUGAAACAGCAUGUGCGGAUCAUGGGUGGCCAGGGCAAGAGCAUUGAGACCAGCAUGGAGGCAAUUCGCAAGAGCAUGCCAGCCGGCAAGAACGAUGCCGCUCCCAUCAAGAAGGGAGAGAUUGAGCCUACUGGUGAUGAAUCUAUCGGAAAGAAGGCGCAAUCGGCACCUGAGCUGCCAGAGGCGAAGAAGAUGCCAGUGCAGGAAACAGAGAAGAGCAAGAAAAAGGCCGCCCCGACGACCAAGAAGAGCGAAUCUGCACUGCCGAGCUCUGCCCCAACAUCGGCUGGCGAGCCAAAGCGGAGGAUCAGCAGCUCUUCUUCAGCAGCUUCUUCGGCUUCAGCGGCCGGGUACGCUCCCAAGGCAUCAGACGGGAAAGCCGACGCCGUGGCAAAACCUGAUGCUGCGCCCAAGGGCCCGGACAAGACCACAAAGAGUGCAGGUCCAGUCCACCAGGCCGAUUUGGCUGCCGGGCAAGAGGGGCCCGACGCGGACUCGGCAGCUGCGCUACGCACGGAUCAGGCAGCUGCUGUUUUGUCGGACACGACACCGGCUGAGCCGAAUGCUGCAAAAAAUGUGGACAUGGCGAGCGAGCUUGGCAGCGAUGCGCGAUCGCUUCAGGGCAACCCGGAAUCCGGGAACAUUCCAAGCCCUAUGAGCCAGGACGGCACCACGGUGCGAAUCUCCAUGAGCGACUCCUCCUUGCAGGAGCAGAUUCCGCCUCCGUGCGGGUGCCUGUCCUCAUCGACCAAGUCGAAGUCGCCAGUAAGGUCACAAGCACCAUUGCAACAGCCAGCCAGGCCACCGUUAAAAUGUGGGCGCUUGACGAUUUCUCUGUAA